AUGGAGGCCAUGAUGGCUCUUGCAAUCUUACUCUUUGUGAGCUUUGGAAUUUGUCAAGCAGUGGCUACUCCAUCUGUUGUUGUACAAGAUGGCUCAGGAUCAUUCCGAACAAUAAAUGACGCUUUAAGAGCUGCACCAAGUUACAGCAGAGAAAAGGUUAUAAUAGUUAUAAAGAAGGGUAUCUACUACGAGCAAGUGACUGUUGGACAAGAGAAGACAAAUAUAGUGCUAAUUGGUGAAGGUGUGGAGAAUACAGUCAUAUCGGGGAGCAAAAGUGUUGCUACUGGCUUUGGUUUGCAGGAAACUGCAACCGUCGGGAUUCUAGGCAAUGGCUUCAUGGCCCAGGGAAUCACUUUCAAAAACACAGCUGGACUCAAUGGCCGACAAGCUGUAGCACUUCUUACUAGUGCUAAUUACGUAACAUUUUACCAAUGCAGGUUUAUGGGCUACCAGGAUACCCUCUAUGCAAAAUAUGGGAUAGCUUUUUUUAGGGACUGUGAGAUAAUUGGGACAGUGGAUUUCAUCUUUGGAGAUGCUGCUUCUAUAUUCCAAAACUGCAUCAUUCGUGCCCGACAACCCCUUCCAGAGCAGUAUAUCACUAUAACGGCGCAAGGAAGGACAACCACUAGUAGAGGGACAGGAUUUAUCUUCCAAAACUGCUCAGUCUACACUGAGGAAUUACAUCAAGCUAAAACUAAGGUCCAAUGUUACUUGGGAAGACCCUGGAAGGACUUCUCUAGAACCGUCUUCAUGCAGAGUUUUAUGGAUGCUGGAGUUAAUCCAGCAGGUUGGAUUCAAUGGGAAAUGCAAGCCCGGGUUCAUCCCUACUUUGCCGAAUACGCAAAUAGGGGACCGGGGGCUGGGACAACAAGGGUUCAAUGGUCAAUCAUUAUAAAAAGCCCUACAGAAGCAUCUCAAUUCACCCUCAGAAAUUUCCUACAGGGGGGAACUUGGAUUCCCCCGGCAGUGCCACGAUAUUUAGACCUCUAG
This is a messenger RNA of Oldenlandia corymbosa var. corymbosa, 990 nucleotides long. The record is from the annotation of a GenBank genome assembly. Lineage: Eukaryota; Viridiplantae; Streptophyta; Magnoliopsida; Gentianales; Rubiaceae.